AUGUAAAAGCAACUUUUUCAAAUCUUAAUAGCUUCUUUAUUGUUUUUCUAAAUUUAUUGUUAAAUUCCAUAAAAUUGGAUUUAUUCACCAUAGUAUAGCUAUAUAAUAAAAGCGAAUGGAUAGGAAAAUAGUUUCUCUAAGAUUUAUGUCAGCCCAAUAACUGGUUUAAUUUUUGCUUCUGCUGGAGAUUCAGGAGUCUUAGUUAUAGAUCCUGAAUAAGAAUAUAAAGUUACUACAUCCAUAAAAUCAUCUGAUAAUAUCAUAGGGUUUGCUUGCACAAAAGACUCAAAAUAUUUAUUUAUGAGUAACGACUAAUAGUUAACAGUGUAUGAAUUUUCUGGUAAAAGUUUUACAUAAUUAGGAUAAGAUUAGGAGAAAAUCUACAUUGUUGAUAUUAAAAUUAAUGAGAAAGAAGAUACAUUAAUUAUAUUCUAAAUAGAUGGGAAUGUUAGAUUCUUAAAUAUAUCUAUAAAAAGCAAUCCGAUUUUGGUAGGAAAUAUUAACUGGCAAUAGUAGUAAAUAUAUGGGGGUCUAAUAACGCCAGAUGAUAAAUACCUAAUUUUAUGUCAAGAUAGUGCAGGGCUUGGUAUUUUUUAGUUAACCAAAUAAAAUGGCUAAAUUAGUGGGAAAUUUGUUGGUUAAUUCGAUGGGUAUACUUAAGGGUACUCGCAUAAUGUAUUAAUUACAAAAGAUUAAAAAUAUCUCAUUAGUUUAGAUGAAAGAAACGGGUUGAGCUUCGCUGAUUUUUCAUAAGUAAUUAAUUCUGAUCCAAGAUAAUACCCCUAUUAAUUCUUUUACUACCUUUCUUAAUGGUGGCCUUCAAAUGUAGCAGUUCCUUCUCCAUUUUCAUUUUGCUUAUCAGCUGACGAUAACUUUUUAUUUUUAGGAGUCAGAUCUCUUGGUAUCUUCACAAUAGAUAUAACUGAUAAAACUUCACCUAACACAUACAUGUGGUCUUAUUUUCCUUUUCAUGGUAAUUCUAUUGCUCUAUCUCCAACAGCUAACUAUCUUUACUUCUCUAAUUCUAAAUCUAUUAUGAUUUUUAGGAGGAUGAAGCCAAUUUUAGGUUUGAAGUAUGUAAAUCUGUAUAAUGGAGCACAUUCAAUAGGAUUUGAUUAGUCAAAUACUAGAUACUACUGGAGAUGUGAUUAUGAUUCAAAAAGGUAAGUUUAUAUUGGAGCGUUUGAUACUGAUGGACUAUGGUUUAUCGAUGUUAGCAAUCCAUUAUAUUUUGAUGUUAUUCAAAAGUAAUAUAAACCUCCAGGUUAAAAUGCAAAUAUUGAUGUUUUUUAUACAAAAAAUGACUAUAAAAUAAUGAUAACCUCAAUUAAUGAUGGUGCUAAUUUUAUGGCAGUUCUUGAUGUUUCUAAUUACAGAGAUAUAAAGGUGAUAUAAAAAAUUCCUUAUGGAUAACCUUUUACUGGGUACAUAAAGGAUAUAGACAAUAAUAUGGAAGAUACAUUAGUAGCUUGCGUUAUCGAUAGAUCUGUAAUUUUUGUUGAUACAUAAACUUUAGGAAGCUAUUAUGUCAAAGCAAAGUGGAGUUUUUUAACAAAUAUGAGAGGUUUUACAACAGGAGCUAUGCUUUCAUAUGAUGGAAGCUAUUUUGUAGGGGCUUGCAGGGGAUAUGGGUACUAUGUACUUGACAUUAGGAAUAUGUCUGACAUUUAGAUGGUAAACUACUAAGAUUCAACAGGUGCUGAGUAAGUGUAUAAAUCAUUAACUUACAGCUAUCAAUUUUAUUUGGUAGAUGGGCUUUAAGGUCUUUUUAUAAUGGAUUAGACAAAAUUACCAUAAUUAAAUUAAUUUUCUUAAUUAGUAGUAGAUGGAUGGACUAAUGACAUUACAUUCUUGGCAUAAGAAAAAACUGUAAUAAUUUCUACAAUGCAGCAAGGACAAAUCUAUUUACUAGAUAUUUCUGAUAAUAAAAAUCCAUUUAUAGUGUCUAAUUACCAAUAUGGAGAAGAAAAUGGUAUGUUUACUUGCUCAAAACCAGAUUAUAGUAUAUUAUUUAUAAACAAUAAUAUCUAAGUGAGAGAGUUUCCUAUGACUACUUCAGUUUAUAUACAUACUGACUAUCUUGAAGUUCUCGGUUAUUCUGAUUCUGGUGAUAUGGAAUUCAAUAUAAUUAAUGAUCCUGACACCUUUUAAUUUAAAGUUGGCUAAAAAAUUAAGCUGAACACUUGUAUGUUAUAUUAACCUAUAGACAUUGUAGUUAGCAGCGUUACUCUUUAUCAAAAGCAAAGCCAAAGAGCCUUACCAUCUUGGAUUUAUUAUGAUCCAAUUGAAAUAUCAUUGAUAGUAGAAAUAACAAAUGAUGCUGUUGAUCCAACAAAUCUACCUAAGCCUCUUUUAAAUACACUUCUUUUUACAACACUGAGACCAUUAUAUGCAUAAGACUUUUAAUUCAAUAAUGGAAUGUGCACCACAACAAAAGAUUAAGCAGAAGCUAUUUACCUUUAAUUUAAAUAAGAUGGAAUAAUAGAUGAAAAUAGGUUAGUUUCUCCAAAUUUAUUUUUUAAUGAUGAUUAAUAGAUUUUUAUUAGUGAUACUUCACUUUUUCCAAGUGAAAGCAGAGAAUAAUAAAUUUAUAACUCUUGUGUCAGUAAUCUUCUGAAAAACAUUCUUUUGAAUUCAAUCUAAUAUACUCCCAUUUAUAUUCUAGUAUAUCCUUCUUUAUCAUUAGUUAUAGAUGGAUCAACUAAGAAUUACAUAUCCACUCAAGCAUCAAAUGUCAGCAUUUAAAUUGAAAUAUAUAAAUUAUAAGGAUACUUAAUUUAUAAAAAUUCUGAAAGCAUUAAUAUACAAAUAAAUGAUGAUUAAAAUAUUUUGAAUAUCAGUGGUACAUAAAAUAAUGUUAAUUAAUUUUUAACAAGCAAAAUUAUAAUAUUUCCAAUCCCUCCUAAAAACUAUGAAGAUAUGCUCGCGAAUAUUACUGUUACAGAUUAAAUGAACUAUCCUAUUUAGACAAAUCUUUCAGUUACUUAAUUUCCGUUCUUAGUAUAAAAGUAGAAUAUUUAGAAUAAUCCAUAAAAGACUCUUUAAUCCCAAUUUAAUGAUGAUAUUUAAAUAUUAACUGAAUUUGGAUUUACAAUUGACCCAUAAACAUUUAUUGUCCCAGACUUUGAUGCAGUAAUUACCUAUGAAGUUUUGAUUCAGAAAGGAGAUAAAUUUCAAUAAUUUGAUAAUACUGACUGGCUUACAUACAAUUAAGAAUCAUAAAAAUUUUAUGGAAUUCCUCCUUAAAAUGCUUUCAAAACUUAAUUAACCAUAUAAGUAACUGCAUCUGAUGGAUAUACACAAACUUAAUAAAUAUUUACAAUACAUAUAAGUGAAUUGCCAUUAAUGUUUAUUAUAUAAUGGAUAGUAACUAUUUUGGGUCCUCUAACUGGAAUUUUGGGACUUUAUAAGAAUAGAAGUACUUUAUACAAUAUAUUUUAUAGUAAAAGGAACUAGUAUAGUAAGAUAAUUUGCAAACCAAACAAAUAGUUCUUACUAAAAAUUCCUUUGAUACUCGAAGAAUACUAGGCUGCUCUUAAAAUAUGUCAUCAAUUAAAUAAAAAACUGCCUUGUCAAAAUGAAUAAUAGUAAACAGAAAAAAUUUUAGAACUAGAUGAAAAAAAAAUAAAAAUUACAGCUCUUAAAUCAAAUUUAUUUGAAGAAGCAGGAAAAACUUAGGAAGUUGUUAAGAAUAAUUUGUCAUCAAUAGCAUCUAUUUAUAAUAUAAAUUAUGAUGCUUUCUAUGAUGACUUAAUUAAGUAUGAUAUCAUUUUUUAAAUUGGCAACACCACGACAAGCACAAAAAGCUAUAUAGAUGAAAUAAAAAAUGAAAGUAAAUCUUUAUAUGAAUGUUUAAGAUUUUUUUUGGCAAGAAAAAUACUAAACCAAGAUUCAAAAAGCCAAAUUGUUUAUGAAUUUUUAAAAAAAUAUUCUUAAAUCAAUGAUCCAUAAUUAACAAAUAAUGAUUGGUAUAAGUCUUUAGUAUAGCUAGAAUCAACAGAAGAACUGAAUCCAUCAGGACAUACUAUACUCUUUCCAAUUUUUUCACUCUAUUUAAAAAAAUUAAUUUAGGCAGUUAAUUAUUUAGGUAUUUAAACAGGUGAAGAAAUUGAUAAUUUAAUUCCUGACGGAGAGACUAAUCAUUUAAUCAAAGAAAAAAUAUUUGAGGUAUUAUACGAAAAGUAUAAAAUAAAUUUAUUUUUAAUUGAAAAAGUUAUAUUUUCUGAUGCAGCUGGAAUAAAAGAAAAUAGUCCGAGCUCUCUUUUUCCAAGCUGUGGUGAAUCAAUCCAUAUAAAUCCUUAAGGAAUUAAAAGUGUUGUUGCCUUUAGAUAUUCACCAUCAGGGUUAUGCUUUGAAAAAUAUUUAGGUCUAGAUUAUAAACCUUAUGGUCCUUAAGGAAAUAUAUAACUCCCAUGUUGGCUUUAGCUAGACUUGUAACCUGGGUUAGUUAUGCUUAAAGGAAAACCUGAAUUUUAAAAUUCAGAAAUAGUCUUAAUUAGAUUCACUUCAGAAGAAGGAUAUAUUAUUAAAUAGUUUGAACUAUAAGUAGAAGAAGACUUGCAAAAACUUUAAAAGCUUAGACAAAUGAUGCAUUCAAAAAUAUAACUGAAGAAAAGAGAUUCGUUUAAAAAAUUAAAUUAAGCUUAAACCCUCAUUUUAAACUCAUCAUAAAACAUGAUAAUAAAAGAAAAUUAAAAUUGUUUGCAAAUGAUUGAAUCUAAAUCUAUUAGUCCUAGUAUUUUCUCAAAACCAUAUGGUGAUUCUCUAAAGUAUAAUUUGAAUGAAGAAAUAUUUAAUUUUGAGGACGAUGAAGUUUUGUAAGACGAUGAAAUUAAGCUUGAUAUCCAACCAAAAGAAUCCUUGUAAAAUAACUCUAAUACUAAGAGAAAUCAAAUUUCAACACAAAAUGGAUUCAGUAAUGAUUAUUGA
Molecule: messenger RNA, 4929 nt
Organism: Tetrahymena thermophila SB210
Lineage: Eukaryota; Ciliophora; Oligohymenophorea; Hymenostomatida; Tetrahymenidae
Exons: 2
Cellular component (GO): membrane
Molecular function (GO): protein binding; calcium ion binding
Source: RefSeq, a predicted model, not a curated record